This is a messenger RNA of Sparassis crispa, 4329 nucleotides long. RefSeq lists its product as hypothetical. The transcript has 12 exons. NCBI's taxonomy places the organism in Eukaryota, Fungi, Basidiomycota, Agaricomycetes, Polyporales, Sparassidaceae. Bases 1 to 4329 code for a protein of 1442 amino acids. The record is from RefSeq and is a predicted model, not a curated record.
AUGUUGGACAUAAAAGUUAAGGAAGAACCGGUGCCUGCAGAUUCACCCGGUGCGCAUGUGACCUUGAAGCAAGACGUGGAGCAAGAAAAUGAAGCAAGAUUCUCGGACUUCAAUCAUGAAGAGGCUCUGAAACUAUCCACACCUCCAUCUAAUCCACUCUUCAUGGAAUGCAUCAAGCCGGAAGAUGUUCCAAAAGCUGUACUGCGAGAGCCUAAUAGCGGGACUUCUACCCCUCACAACCGUUUGGGAGGAAAGACAAUCAUACCUCAGGCAGCUUCUUUGGACGUAGAGAGAGGUCAUGGUGAUGAGAGAGAUAGUGAUGAGGAUUUGGAACCCUCGGCUGAGAAUCAAUCGCAGGGAGAUGCAUUCAAGCUACCAGGCAAUAUCAGAAAAGAUGUCCAUGGUGCGCCUCCGGUUGCUCAGGAAGAGAUAGUAGCACCUUUUCCAGGACAGCUUGGAGGCAAGACUGUCAGGAGCUCAGCAUCGGCACCCCCGGAAAUGCCUGACGAUGAAGAACCCGAACAUUUCCCAUUGAAAGGAAGCUCAGAAACAGGGGUCAUCGAAACUCAAGGUGGGACAUUCGUUCCAUACAGCGAAUUUGGGGGAAAGACGGUGCUCUCUCGGGCCGUCCCAACGGACGUCGAAGCGCAGGAAGAGGACAGCGAAGAAGAUGAAGAUGAUGAGGACGAAGAUGAUGAAGUUGAAGAGGAAGAGGAAGAGGGGCCUCCCGUCGAAAACCCAUCGCAGGACAUUCGAGAAGACUUCCGCGAUAUCUUAGCAGGAGAUCUCGCAUUCAAAGGCACCUUUGCAUUCAACCGCACGUACCCAGAUGCUCCCAAUCCAAUCCUGAAUCUUGAUCAUCUCGGAACUGUUGGUCUGCCCCUGAGCGUACGCGAAGCGGAGGCGAUCAAGUCGCAAGCUGAACAAGCUCCGUUUGGAAAGGGCGAGCGCACUGUCAUCGACAAAACUGUCCGAGACACCUGGGAGAUGGAUGCUAAGCAGGUCCGGUUCGACAGCCCUGCAUGGAACCUCUUUUUGGAUAGGGUCGUUCAAGAAGUGUGUGCGGAGCUGGGUGUCAACAUUGCUGCUAGCAAACCGCGAUGCGAGCUUUACAAACUGCUCCUGUAUGAGACCGAUUCUCAUUUCUUGCCUCAUGUCGAUACAGAGAAAGCCAACGGCAUGUUUGCGACGAUCGUUAUCGUGCUCCCUUCUAAGUUCACCGGUGGUGACGCGCACGUCUCUCAUGGAAGCCUUUCUGCGGUGUACAACACCAGUGUGAAGAGCCUGAUGCAGACGACAGUGCUCGCCUGGUACACGGACGUGAUGCACGAGAUUAAGCCUAUCACUAGCGGGUACCGGCUCGCGCUAUCGUUCAACCUCAUACAUACCACAACGGGGUUGCGCCCUGCACUGUCUACUCAAAUGUCUGUUGUCGAGCCGCUCCGGCACGUCCUCCUGUCAUGGAAGCAGGAUAGAGGCCAGAAGGCGCCGGCGAAGCUGCUGUACCUUUUGACCCACAAAUACUCACAGGCGAAUCUCCGAGGUAGCGCGCUGAAGGGCGCGGAUGCUCACAAAGUUUCGCUCCUCAAUAACCUUGCUCAACAGCUGGGGUUCCACGUUGGCCUCGCGAGCGUUGUGUGCCACGUCACAGGCUAUGCAGAAGAUUACGGGCGCGGCAGCUAUGGGCGCCGCCGAAGCUGGUUUGGGGGCUACGAUGAUGAUGACGAGGAUGACGAGGACGACGUGGACGACGUGGGAAUGGCAGAAGUGGAGGACACAGCUCUCAGCAUCGACCACUUCGUCAACCUGGACGGAGCACCCAUCAGGGACGAGCUUGACUGUGACGACGGCGCAGAAACCAUCCCCGCCAAUCUAGCCGAUAUACUCCAGGCUGGUGACUAUGAUGACCAAGAGUACGAGGGUUAUCUAGGCAACGGUGCUGGUUCACUCGAGCGUUGGUACCGCCGUACCGUCCUCGUAAUCUGGCCGCACUGGGCCAAUAACGACAUUCUCUACGAUGGUGACCUCACUGACGCAUGCGACAUCCUCCACGGGACAGAUUCACGCAAGCCCACACGCGAAGAGACUGAGUUAACCGACUACGUACUUCGCAAUGCAACUAUGGACAAGGGAGCCGUCACGGAGAGUGUCUGCCAUGCUGCAGUUGUCUGGAGAGACGUGUCUAUCUGGGUUCGUGCCGUAAAAGCAUGUGACGCUGAAAGCAGUAUCUCGGCUCUGGGGGACGAAAACGUUUUUCACGCGGUUUUGACGUUCGGCUUGGAUGAAAUCAAGUCCAUCUUGGGGAGUGCUUUAGAGAGGGACCCGAGUAACAUUGCGAGGUUCGGCUUUUUGGAAAGGUUCGAGAAGUGGGUGGCUCAGCAGCAUUCCGCUGAGUUUGUUGCACACAUCAAGAGCUGGAUCACGGAGCAAUACACUAAAGCUGCCCAGUCACUCAAGAAGCCUGAAAAGUAUGAAAAGAGGCUUCUUCUAUCUUUGGCGGAUAAGUUCGGUGGUACUGCAUAUCUGGAAAACAACAUCACGCCCCAGAUCAAGGGGGUAGCCGAUCUUCAAUUCAUUCGCGAGUUUGCUGUGUUCCUGCAUAAGGAGGGCCAAGCCAUAGAAACGGAUGUACGCAGUCGCAUUGUCAAGGACCUCCUAUCCACAGCUAUAUCCAAGCUCAAUCUCUAUCCUCCGAAGACAGCAUCGACCCCGUCGUACUCCUGGGGACAACCCGUCGACCCUUCGAAUUCCAAAACACAUUUAGAACUCGCUCGGGUCUAUGUUAUCUCAUGCCUCGCCACGCAGAACGAUGAUCUGGCGGAGGUAGUCUUUAACAAGCUCACAGAUACAUCUGGCGUGACACCCCAAGUUGCUCAGCAGCGCGUCAAAGAGAUCUGGCUUCCGCUCUUGACAGGUCUGAGUGCCUACGUGAAGUCUCGCUCUCCCAGCCGUCCUAUACCUGGACUAGAGAAACUGAGCAAAGUAGCAAUAGGAGUUUACUUGGAUUCCGCCCGCGCGAACCCAAGAAUCGUGGCCCGUGCAGAUAUAUCUUCAGUCAUUCAGGCUCUCAUUCUCUGCGGUCAACCUCAGCUCGUUGUAUCCUUCGUUGUCCCGAAGAUGGAGGCGUUGCCCCUGGAAGCCUCUGCGCUCCGUGAUUUCUUCGAAGAGCUUCACGCCAAAAGAGAGCAAUUUUCCUUCACGGACCAGCAACGUCAAGAGCUUCAGGCUGUCAUCGUCAAGUUGGUGAAGCGCUACGCCUUAAAGGUCGACUUACCAGUUCAAGCCCCUGCCCCAAAUUACAAUUGGGUAACGUUAAACUACGCAACCGGAGUUGCAGAUGUCUCACAAGUAAUCGCUGCUCUCGAAUGUUGCAUUGCCAUCGGCGUACCAGAAGCCUCCAGCACCAUUCUCGACCGCCUCCUAAGCCCGACUGUGCUGAAAAGCAACUACGUCACCAGCAAUCUGGUACCACUCGUACCGGCUCUGCGCAAGCUGGCUGCCAAAUACAAAACCUCCCUGAGCACCGUUCCUUUCUCUUCUGCGUUCCGCGGAAUCAUGCUCGCAUAUACCGAAAAGGUCCUUGGCCCGCGACCAGCAGACGCCUCGGCGAAACUCAAGGAGUUGCAGAAGUGGACUUGCAAUUGUGGAGAGUGCGCUCCGGUUCGCGCCUUCUUAACGUCGCAGCCAGAGAAAAGCCAGACAUGGCAGCGCAUCGGUGCGCCGAGGCGCAAGCACGUGGAGAACUUCCUGCAGAGAUAUGCAUGGUCGAUCGCCACCUGGGAUACCGUCCGGACGUCGCCGCAAGGCUUAACGGUCUCCAAGAAGGAUGUAAUCUACGAGCCCGUCCGUUGGAUUUCAGACCAGAAGAAAGGCCUGACCCUGCUGAAGGAUAUCAGCAACGACAUGACGCAGCUCAGAGCGAUCCUCACAGAGGACUACGAUAAGAUCAUCGACCUCCUGAAGGCGAAAUCUGGCGCUGCUACAGCACAGUCCAGCAGCAGUAGCAUACCCAAACCCGCUCUCCCAGCUGCCUCGUUACUGGCUCAGAAUGCACAAAGAACCUUGCCGGUGAUGCCGGUGACAUAUAUGGCCGCACUGCCGCCGGCGAUCCCGACUGCGUCUCAAACACUAGUACCGGGGAUGUCAGGUCAACCAGUGCGCUUCCAGGCGGUCUACACGAGCAACGCUCCCCCGCCAGGUACUAUUGCUGCACCACCGGCUGCUGCACCCUCGAUAUCGACAGCGGUCCCUGCGAGGGCCGACGGAGAGCCGCCAAGGAAGAGAAAGAAAACUAACUAUGACCCGAAGGAUGUCAUCGAUCUCACAUAG